AUGGUCCAAAAUCGACAAAAGCCGCAGGACCUGCAAGUCCCUCUACCCACAUUUCCCCUAUCAUCACCAAUUAGCGAAGAAAUCGAGAGUCCAUCCUGUUCAUCCGCCGAGGACCGAGAUCUAGAACGAACACGUCCCUUCGACUUCCUUGUGAAAGCAACGAGGCAGAAGGUUGAGAGCAGACAGGCUCGUGAGGGCCGACAACCGAGUGUUUCUCAUAGAGAUCGACAUGGAGACGGACUGGGUUCUAGAUUGAGCAUCCGGGGUAUCACGAGGAAGCGGAAGAAUGCCGCGAAACCGGUUGGCUUGAAUCUGGUGACGGAUUUCUCGCUCGCGGCACCACCGAAGAAAAAGAGCCAAGACGGACCUGUUUCAUUUGUUGAUUUGAAUGACUUGAAGAUGCUUUCGAAGGCGAGGGAGGAGGAGCGGACGACAGAGAAGACGCAAGCGCAGGCGCAGGUGCAGCGGCCGCUACGAAGCAACAACCCAUUCAUGAAAGACACAUCGCGGUCUCAGCAAGUACCCGAGACACAGCGAGAAUCACCAAUCAAAAAAAAUCCCUUCCUCGACCCCAACCUGCAAGAUCCCUUCAGCGACAGAUACGACGAUGGCAUUUCACCCUCAGACCGACAUGUCAUGAUCGGACUGACAGUGCCUCGAAACGACUCUUUGGAUCGAACCAGGGAGCGCGAGAGUGCAGGAGACCAACAUACCCCUUUGACACCCUCGAUAAUAGUCACACCUGCCCGCGAGGAAGCACCGUGGUCGACAUCCAGCCCAGAAACCCAUCGUCCCCGCGCAACAUCCAGCGUAUACUCCCAACCAACUCCUCAAUUCUGGCAAGAUGGAUCGGAUAUCCCACCUGUCCCGGCCAUCCCAGACGCACAUAGGAAGGCCGUUAACUCCGACUUCCUCAGUGCGCACUUCAACGCUAUGACAAAAAAGCGUCGCUCCAUGUCGGCCGAUACGAUCUUCGAAGAUAAUAGUCCGGAAGAGCCGCCCAGACAUUCCCAGGUGUCCAUCGACGACAACGAUCAGGCCCCCUUGGCUAGCCGACUAAGUGUCAACACAGAGGGCAGUCGUCGGCAGUCACAGGGAUGGUGGACAUAUAUUUUAUCUCCACUCCUGGGGAAAAGGUCGCCUAUUAGCCCAAGCUUCCCACUCGGUGGAUCGACCUCUGCGUCAUCAUCGAAGGGGACGAGAGAAUGGUGGGAGGAGAAGGAAAUCUCACAUUUCUCGCCAGACACACCCCAGACCGCAGUCAUUAACUGGGAUGAAGGAAUCAAGAAUCUCGAACAGUCUCGCUCAUUGGAGGCGGACGAAAAGACGAUCGUCUCCAAGCGGCAAACCAUAAUGUCGAUGAUGUUCCCAGGUGGGAAAGUCCAGGGUGAAGCCGCAGAAUACUACCAAGCCUGUGCGCAUGAGCUGUUUAGCAAGACACCCUAUUUUGAAUGUUUCAACCAUAUCUGCUCGAUUACACCACCAGACAAAAUCCCUGCACCGAUCGAUGAUUGUCCGGGGGAAACGAGAGAUCGGGCAUUGAUCUUCGCUGAAGGAAAUGCAUCAACUGCGCAGACUGAAGAUAAGAAGGAUCAUGCUGUUGCUACCUCAGAAAUUGCAGCAAAGGGCCUUUUGAUCGACAUCGAUUCUCCGAAAGUCACCAACGAUCAGAAGCACAUCAAGGAAAUACCAUCCCCCGCAUCAAGUUCUAGCUCGGAUUCCUGGGACUCUUCUCUCGCUAGCCCCCGUGAGAAAGAUCUUCCAGAUCCGCCGCAGGAUGCUACCAGGGGCGUUACUUUUGAACCUGUGCCACAGCCACCGGUUCAUGCUCCAGCACCGCAAGAGCCCAUGCAGCCGCCUAUUCCCGAACCUACACCGACUCCCAUGCCCCCAGCUCCUCAAGAGAUCCCGCAUCAGCCCCAAGCUCAACCUCCGCAGAUUAUCCAUAACUACUAUGGUGCCCCGCAAGAGCCGAUUCCUGCUUCGCGGCCUGAGCCAGUGGAGCAGCCAGUUCCUCGCUAUGUUCCGAUAUUCCCUCCGAAUCAUGAGAUGCCACCACCAGUGCCACAAACACAGCCUUCGGAGUGGCCUAAAGCACCUACAGCCACGGAAAGGGGACUGGAUCCGGAUGUGCCACAGAGCCAUGCCGAGCAACAACCACACCACACGAACGAGCCCAUUUCUCCCGGAUUCCAACGCGCAGCAGCAGGACCGGGUGCUAUUCAGCUCUCUGAGGUGCACCCAGGACCUCAUAAUGAAGCCGAGCACGACAUCAAUGCACCUGCGCCGGCCUAUACCCAGUAUCCCAGAGAAUUUCCUCGAGAGACACCUCUGCCCCCACGUUAUGAUCUACAUCCUGCCCCAGGCGCAGUAAUCAUGGACCCCACUGGACCAGCUGGUCCAAUGGAGGCUAGACGUCGCAGGCUCGAGCGUGAGGACGCAGCUGGCAGAAAAGUUGGUGGGCUCUGGCGUGGACGCGGAUGCUUCAGCAACAAAGGCUGCUUUGGACGACCGGGACGAGAAGGCCGACUCCGCAGACGGUGGUACCUGUUUAUCUGCACCCUCUUCCUGAUCAUCAUAAUAGUAGCCAUUGUGCUAGCGACAACUUUGACAAGAGAAGGCAACACGACCCCAGUGCAAUCCAACUGGCUCAAUCUGACAGGAUACCCACCUGUGCCAACCGGAAUUGCCACCAUUGCAGGCACAGAGGCACAAAACACAAAGUCGACGUGUAUCAAGCCGUCCUCACUUUGGAGCUGUGCUCUUCCAAAGGACGAGCAGUCUGACAACAAGCCCUAUGCCGGCAACGAGCCCACUUUCCGUGUCCAGAUCCUGUUCCGCAAUGGAUCCUAUGAUAACAGCACCGCGGUGAGCAGUUCGAGCAAGACUCGCCGAGACAACAUCAACUGGAAUGCGUCACCUGCCACACCAGACCUCUCGGAGCAAGUCUUCCUAGGUAAUACUACAGACGGGAACUCCGAACCCUAUGCCGGCGAAGAAACACCAUUCUACAUGACCAUCCUGUCACCUGUGCAUCUCUCCUCAACAAACGUAUUCCGCCGGAGCACAUCAAACAGCAGCAACAGCUUUCCAAACCUGACGACCGUCAUCCCUGCACCCUCAGAGAAUUCAGACGGCACAGCAUCCGCCGCAACCCUCUACCCACUCCCGGAAUCCCAACCAGUCCGCCUCUACAACCGAAACCAAGACAACGAGCACUACGGAUUCUACACCUACUUCGACAAGUCAAUCUUCCUAGCCUCGGACUCCGCUCUAAACGGCGGCACAAAAGACAAUAACGAAAAAGACAAAAACGGCGGAAGCACAAAAUCCGACGCCCGAGUCCGCUGCACCUGGUCUCAAACCCGCUUCCUUGUGCAAAUCUGGACAAAGCCCAGCCGCAUCGGACGAACAUUGCUUUCCUCUGGCUCAAACGGAAGCAGUAGUACAAGUGCGGCUUCAACGCCGACAUCCACAUCAUCAACGUCGACUUCUUCGUCUUCCGCGGCGGAUUAUGCGCGGCCCGGCUCCUUCCCGUACCCGGUCACGAUAUCGCUUGAUCGGCAUGGUGGGACCGAGAAGAAGAAGCUUGUUUAUUGCUAUGGCGUCGGGGAUGAUGGGCACUAUAAUAUCACGAAUAAGAAGUUGCAGGUCGAGGAUCGUGGGAUUGGGGGGACACUGGUUAAUCCUGCUUCUGGGAUCUUUGAUGAUGUGGAUAAGAGUGCCAGUGAGAAUUCGACCUAUGGGGGAAUCGAUGGUGGGACUGGGGGCUGUGGGUGUCAGUGGGUGAACUGGAUUUCUACUUCGUAG
Molecule: messenger RNA, 3810 nt
Organism: Penicillium argentinense
Lineage: Eukaryota; Fungi; Ascomycota; Eurotiomycetes; Eurotiales; Aspergillaceae
Exons: 1
Coding region: 1-3810 (1269 amino acids)
Source: RefSeq, a predicted model, not a curated record